This is a messenger RNA of Colletes gigas, 936 nucleotides long. RefSeq names its product small ubiquitin-related modifier 3 (gene Sumo). Gene Ontology annotation, molecular function: protein tag activity; ubiquitin-like protein ligase binding. Gene Ontology annotation, biological process: protein sumoylation. Lineage: Eukaryota; Metazoa; Arthropoda; Insecta; Hymenoptera; Colletidae. The transcript has 3 exons. Bases 181 to 459 code for a protein of 92 amino acids. The record is from RefSeq and is a predicted model, not a curated record. Gene Ontology annotation, cellular component: nucleus.
UAAGAUGGAAACGUUGUGAUUACAGCUAUAAAGGAAGGAGCGGGAUUCUUAGAGUAUUCGGCUCGGUAUAUUUGUUUGUAAGAAUAUUAGAUAGCUCGGCAUAUAUAGUCUGGCAAUUAAUUCUUGGAAAUUUUAUUAUCAAUUAUUACCAAGAUAAUAUAUUUGUGGUAAACUGUAAACAUGUCUGACGAGAAGAAGGAAACUAAAACAGAAUCGGAACACAUAAAUUUAAAAGUACUGGGACAGGACAGUGCAGUGGUUCAAUUUAAAAUUAAAAAACACACACCACUCAGAAAAUUAAUGAAUGCCUACUGUGAUCGUGUGGGCCUAGCGAUCGCAGCAGUAAGAUUUAGAUUCGAUGGGCAACCAAUAAAUGAAUUAGAUACGCCAACGACUCUUGAAAUGGAAGAAGGGGACACAAUAGAGGUUUAUCAGCAACAGACAGGAGGAUGGUGUUGAGAUUUAAGAUUGUCCUACAAUAGUUUAAAAAUGGACUUGAUAAAAAAUUUUUGUUCCAGUGCUUUUGAUAAAGAGACGUGAAUUAUUUUUAAUCUUUCCUAACUCUACAGAAUGCUUUGUUUCGUAAUAUAAUGUGGAAAAGUUGUUUACACUUUUUAUAUACAUCAAACUCUAUACCUAGAUGAUGUUCAAUCUGUGUACUUGUUUUAUCUAUAGAGUAUUCUUUUUCUAUAAGCAUUUUAUAUAAUUUCAAAUCAUAUAAUAAGAUUUAAGAACUUAAUAUUUUUCGCAAUGUAUUAUUACACAGAGUGUUUCGUUAUCUUGCCCUUGUUUACAAAUUUUGUUAUUUUAAAGAAACAAAAGAAAAUCUACACCAUACAAACAUAUAUAACUAACAAGAUAUAAAAUUUUUUGUAAAUGGUUUUCACAGAAAGUUAUAACGCAAAUUCGUUUAAUAAAUUUCAUCUUAGGUAUUUU